This is a messenger RNA of Mercurialis annua (annual mercury), 790 nucleotides long. RefSeq lists its product as uncharacterized. The transcript has a single exon. The coding region runs from base 232 to 687 and encodes 151 amino acids. Lineage: Eukaryota; Viridiplantae; Streptophyta; Magnoliopsida; Malpighiales; Euphorbiaceae. The record is from RefSeq and is a predicted model, not a curated record.
UAGUAUUUGAUUUGUAUUUUCAAUUUUGCUUAAAUUAGUGUGUUAUGUGAUUGGCCAAAUAAAAGAAAAACUAGAAGAAAACAGAUGUUAAUUUCCAUCAUAUACAUAAAACGCGUAUGACAAAUUUAAAACAAACAGCACCCAAGAAUUCGAUUUUAUCGGCUUUUAAAUCGCUUUAAAAAAAUCCCAUUGUUCCCCAACUCCUUUCUUUUUCUUUCAACCCAAUCACCCAUGACUCCUCGCUUUUCAAUCCGAUUCCCCUCUUCAAAGCCCAAGCCGCAGUCGCCGGGCGAAUCAUCUCCGGACAAAGCGAGGGGCGACAAAACGAAGCGGUUAGGGGAGGUUGCCGGAGGGACAGCGGCGGGGUGCGCGGCGGUUUGCUGCUGCUGCCCCUUUACGUUGAUGAAUUUCUUGGUGCUGGCGGUGUUCAAGGUGCCGGCGUGUCUGUGCAAGAAAGCCAAGAGACGACGGCGUUUGAAGAAGAAGAAGAAAAUGCAGGCUCUGCUGUCGCCCGGACCCAGUUGUAGUAGGAAUGAUCUGUGUAUAGAGACGCUGGAGAGGAAAGUUCGCGGCGGCGAUGGGCGGGAUGAUGCGGGAAUUGAGGCCGUUGAUUUGGAAAAAGAGAUGUGGGACCGGUUUUUUGCUACUGGGUUUUGGAGAAGCCCUUCUCAAAGCAGUAGAGUUUGAUUUUGUUGUUAUAUGGAAACUCAGUGGCACUGUCUAAUUGGAUUCAAUUUCACAAUUUGGCUUUUGUUUUGAUUAACAUAACUAGUUCUGUGUUGAUUGCUGA